Coccomyxa subellipsoidea C-169 is the source of this 681-nucleotide messenger RNA. RefSeq lists its product as hypothetical. The record is from RefSeq and is a predicted model, not a curated record. The transcript has a single exon. Lineage: Eukaryota; Viridiplantae; Chlorophyta; Trebouxiophyceae; Coccomyxaceae. The coding region runs from base 336 to 677 and encodes 113 amino acids.
AGAAGAGAGACACAGAUCUUCUAGAAAAAGCACAACAUGACCAUGAAUAGCACCUUCACAGGAUAUCAUGGAAUUCAGAGUCGCACGGCACAAGCAUUUUUUCAGCAAUGCUGGUCUAGCAAAAUAUACUCAUUUGUAGCAUUCAGUAGCUAAGUACUUGAGGUGUUCACACCGGCAUAUUCACAGCUGAUGAACACAGUGCCACACCUGCUGCUCUUGUAACAAAUCACACCUUAAACUGUUGGAAAAAAUUGAUGCAACUUGCACCAUGCAAGCUAACCAGUUUCUGCAAUCAUGCAUGACUGCGCAGUCUUCUACAUAGGAUAAAAAAGGCAAUGAAGGCGAGCACAGCAAUGAAAAACAUGCCGCAUGCAGCGCUAACAGACUCUACUGACAAGAGGGCUCAGUUGGGCAUUGCACAUAAAAUUGUCGUGCACGCAAGCUUCUCAGGCGCAAACCAAAACUGCAUGCGGAGUGAGGCCACUGCCCUGCAGACAGUACCGCAGCAUUGCCUCGGGUCCACUCAGGAACUCAUGGGGCAGGUAACAAGACUGGUGCUGCAUAUAUUCACUCGCGAGCGUGGCAGCCCUUUGUUUCAUUUACAUGGCGCUCGCACUGCUUUGAUGCCUGCAUAUCUCUUUCUAUACUGUCAGCAACGUUGCAGGCUGCUGGGUUGAAGCC